Daldinia decipiens is the source of this 1347-nucleotide messenger RNA. RefSeq names its product FAD-binding domain-containing protein. The record is from RefSeq and is a predicted model, not a curated record. Lineage: Eukaryota; Fungi; Ascomycota; Sordariomycetes; Xylariales; Hypoxylaceae. Bases 1 to 1347 code for a protein of 448 amino acids. The transcript has 6 exons. Gene Ontology annotation, molecular function: FAD binding.
AUGUCUGACAUUUCACAAUCCACGAUCGCCAACCUGGAGAAGGCUGGGUUAGGGGGUAUCUUGUACAAGCCCGAGCAAAAGUCUUACGAAGAACGAGUUGCCUCGUACUGGUCUCUCACCGCACAGCUGAAGCCAUGGGCUAUCAUUCAGCCUCGAACUACAAAAGAAGUUUCCAAGGCCUUGCAGACCCUGGUUAACACCACAGACUGUAAUUUCGCUAUUCGAAGUGGCGGCCAUAUGGCAUGGGCUGGCUCUAACAACAUUGAAGCCGGUAUUACUAUUGAUCUCGGUCUUCUGACAACGACGACCUAUAACCCAGAGACUAAGAUCGCAUCUAUUCAACCGGGCAGCAGAUGGGUAGAUGUGUAUACGGAGCUCGAAAAGCAUGGAGCUAUGGUUGCCGGUGGUAGAGAAGGCCUAGUUGGCGUUGGAGGUCUUCUAACUGGUGGCGGCAAGACUUUUUAUACCUGUCGCUAUGGGUUCGCGUGCGAUCAAGUAAUUAACUACGAAGUCGUCUUGGCUGACGGUAGUGUUGUGGAGGCCAACAGGGAAACAAACCCAGACCUCUUUUUAGUAUUGAAAGGCGGCUCUAAUAAUUUUUGGCAUACGUUCGUUGACUUCACGAAGAAUCUUGCGUUGAACCCAGAUGACCAUAUCCUAGCAAUGUGGACAAUUCUACCUCAGACAAAAGACCAUUUCAUCACUAUGGUAUUGACUAAUCUCGAUGGCGUCGAGAAUAGUAAAUCCUUGCAGGGGUUCUUGACUAUCCCAGGUGGUCAGGGAAACAUGACAACGAGUACAGUAGCCAAAAAGCUAGUCGACUUCCUUGUACCUUCAGGCAAACACGAUACAUGGUUUACACUUACCUUCAAGCUUGACGCUAGGAUCAUCAAGAAGGCGGCCGAAGUAUUUGAAAGUUUGGCCGAGGAAUUAAAGAGGCAGAUUCCUGAUGGGAACUUUUACAUCUCGAUGGUAUUACAACCGCUGCCAAGGUCAUUUGCACGCCACUCUGUGGCCCGGGGAGGCAACAUGUUUGGGAUUGAGCGUUUGCAGGAUGACUGCGUCCUUUUGGUAGCAGCUGUCGAGGUUGAGACCCCUGAAAUAUCAUCUCAGGUCGGAUUUCCUACCCUAAAAGCAGCCAUCGCCGAGAUCGAAUCGUAUGCUAGAUCGCUUAACGGUGAUAUUGGGUUUUUGUACCUAAAUUAUUGCGACGGGUCGCAAAACCCUUUCAGCACCUACGGAGAGGAAAAUAUCAAGAAGAUGAAGGAGGCCUCAGCGAAGUACGACCCUACGGGGAUUUUCCAGGCCAGAGUUCCAGGGGGGUUCAAGAUCUCAAAGGUAGAAUAA